This is a messenger RNA of Lindgomyces ingoldianus, 1554 nucleotides long. Its product is annotated as DNA repair protein rad18. Gene Ontology annotation, biological process: DNA damage tolerance; protein monoubiquitination. The record is from RefSeq and is a predicted model, not a curated record. Gene Ontology annotation, cellular component: Rad6-Rad18 complex; nucleus. NCBI's taxonomy places the organism in Eukaryota, Fungi, Ascomycota, Dothideomycetes, Pleosporales, Lindgomycetaceae. The coding region runs from base 31 to 1410 and encodes 459 amino acids. Gene Ontology annotation, molecular function: single-stranded DNA binding; ubiquitin protein ligase activity. The transcript has 2 exons.
UCAACACCUCCUCAACGCAUGCAAUCCGCCAUGGAACCCUCUCUCGACUUUCCCGACUCUACAGACUGGCUCGCCACGUCUCUCCCUUCCUUCGAACCCCUCGAAGCCGCUCUGCGCUGCGAGAUCUGCAAAGAGUUCUACGACACCCCCGUAAUUACCGCAUGUUCGCAUACGUUCUGCUCACGAUGUAUACGGCGAUGCGUUACGGUGGAUGGAAGAUGUCCGACAUGCAAGAAGGGCGUCCAUGCGGAUAAAUUGGUGCCGAAUUUUGUGGUGAGGGAGAUUGUCGAGAGGUAUCAAAGCGCGAGGCCAGCGGCGAUUGAGCUCGCGAGGAGAGAAGCUGAGGUUGCAUUUCCAAAGGAGGCUAGAAAGAAGAGGAAACUAGAUGAUACGGACAUAGAGGAGGAGGGAAAUGUUAGGCAGACAAGGUCGAGACAGACGAGGAAUCGGACUGGGCAUGGCGAAGGGGAAGGCACACCUAUUGAGAUUCUAGAUACUGAUGAUGAGGGCGACGAUGAGGAGUUUGCCCUCGAAGGGAUGGUUAGGUGUCCGAUUUGCAGGACGCCCAUGAAAGAAGAGCGGGUUUUUCCUCAUCUAAAUGAUUGUCCUGGGGAACAGAACGCGCGAUCGCGGACCAACAACACGCCUUCGAAUUCUUUUCUUCGCCCGCCGCAAAAGCAGGCUUCCCCAGCCCCGACCCGUCUACCGCAGCUUAACUACAAUCUACUAAAAGACCAAGCGUUGAGGAAGAAGAUCGGUGAUCUUGGCAUCCCAAAUUGGGGCACGAAACCCCUCCUAAUAGCGCGGCAUACUGAAUGGUUGCACCUCUGGAAUUCAAAUUGUGACUCGGUGCAUCCAAAAUCCAAAAGAGAACUAUUAAAAGAGCUCGACAUAUGGGAAAGAACGCAAGGCGGAAGCGCCGGCGCGCCGGAAGCAAAAGUCAUGAGGAAGGAUUUUGAUGGCAAAGGCCAUGCGAAACAGCAUGAAAACCAAUUCGCAGAUCUUAUUGCUGAAGCUCGAAAGAAGAGGACCGUAGUAACAACAUCAGAGGACCUGAAAGACGCGGCGCAGACUAGUGAUGGUACCGAGAGCGGUCGGCUUCAGAGCAAGGAACCGCAACCGACAAAUGAAAAGACGACACUGCUCGAAAGCAACGAAACGGCUUUAGUAAUUGUAGGCGAAAAGGUCGAUCAGUUUGAUCAAGGCGGGUCUGCAGUACCCUCACUAAGUCAAGAAACAUCUUCGGAGUCGAAUUCCAGCGGUGUGUCAAGGGCCGGGGCAAUAGAGACAGUGUGUGAGCCACCAAUGGGACUGGCAAAUCCUUUUGCUUCCCCGACGAGAAAGUUGCCAGUGUGUUCUCUACCCGAGGAUCCGAUUGUGGAUGUGGAUAGUUCGACGGCGGUACAGUAAUACCAUAUUCGGUUUCUACUUCAUUUUUCAAACUCCGAUUUCUGGUUCCUUGGUUCCUUUGGAAAGGAAUAUCCGGGACGCACUUUUGCCCAUGGUCAACACAUCCCGAGCCGGUUGAUUCUAGUUUCGUCCCAAUCGCAAAAC